This is a messenger RNA of Exaiptasia diaphana, 1425 nucleotides long. Its product is annotated as cell wall integrity and stress response component 2. The record is from RefSeq and is a predicted model, not a curated record. NCBI's taxonomy places the organism in Eukaryota, Metazoa, Cnidaria, Anthozoa, Actiniaria, Aiptasiidae.
UGUAUGAUUGUGAAGUUCUGCAUGUGAAAAUAUUUAGGAGUCCAUUCAGCGAUCGCUGAGACUUCAUGUUGCUCAAAUGUAUGUUAAGAUAUUCUUCUUGUUAUGGCUGCAUUACACUUAUGUAUUCAUGAAAGUUUGUUAUAAAUUUUUGAUAGGUUACAUUACAUUAAGUACUCAUUAUAGCAUCGGCCGUGUAGAUAGCAGCUGUUGAUGAGAUAAAGUCAAAAGAGUCCUUUCGCGUAAAGUUAUAAUCAUGCCGUUUGCGCAACAAAUGUAAUGUGUAUAUCUUUCUAGAUCAAUGCAAAAGAAUGAUGUUCAAGAAAAGGCUUACAGGUAAAGCUCUCACCAAAUUUGUGUUCAAGAGGAUUCAAGCUACGGAAAACUUCUGCAGGGCUCUUUGUUACAUGAACACUGACCGAUGUUUGUCAAUUAAUUACGGUGAUGGAAUCUGUGAGCUCAAUGAGUCAGACCACGUAAUACACCCUGAAAACCUGGUAACCAAACAAGGCUAUGUUUAUUAUGCUGCUGAGAAUACAUGUAAAUGUUCAAAAACAGAAUUGUGUCGCUACAACUUCGCUUCGAAUACAUUYAAGUGCUUAUGCAAUGCUAACGAUCCUGCGGCUGACUGCAAAGCUAGCACAAAUUCUCCGCAGUCCAGCGUGGCCUCUCCAUCAUCCAAGUCAAGGACUAGAACUUCAAAAUCAGUUAAGACUGAUACUACAUCAUCUUCACCAAACACUACAAGAGCUCCUCCACCACAUAAAACAACCUCUUCUCCAUCCAUAAAAUCUAAUCCAACCUCUUCAACUUCUCCACCAAAAACAACCGGUCAUGGUUCAACCUCUGCAGCUUCUCCUCCUACGUCUGAAACCUCCUUUUCAUCCAAAUCUUCUCCAACCACUACAAAGUUAACACCAAACACAUCUGGUGGUCAUGAUCCAAGCUCCACAACUUCGACCUCUGCCACCUCUUCAUCGUCCACAUCAGCUUCCCCAUCUUCUACGCCAUCUGCAACAACCACAAYAGACUCUUCAACCUCUACAGGAUCCACACAAAUAAAAAUUCUAAUGACUACAACAUCUGCACCCGAAACAAAAUCUUCUCUUCAGACGUCUACAACGUCUUCACUUUCCACACCAACAGAAGCCUCAAAGUCUCUUGAUAUCGAAGUGGUGUCGGGAAGCAGCACUAUGCCAUUCAAAGUGAUGAACACCGAGUAUGAAAGAGAGUUGGCUGGUUUCAAUUUUCUUGUUCUCAAUCUUAAUGGGACGCCGUAUGAAAGUGGUAAUCAUCCUGUGCGUGGGUUUGAUAUAAAACAUGAUAACCCAAGUGGAGCUGUAGACCUUUUAAAGAAAUACGUUAAGAACAUCCCCAUUGGGAAGAUAGUUCUGAUGGCUAUCCAAAAAUCUGAUCACAUGCCCGACA